Molecule: messenger RNA, 1514 nt
Organism: Medioppia subpectinata
Lineage: Eukaryota; Metazoa; Arthropoda; Arachnida; Sarcoptiformes; Oppiidae
Source: the annotation of a GenBank genome assembly
UUUAUUUAACAUUUCGGUGGCCAACUAUGAGACCCAAUACACCGACAAAGAGAUCGCCGAACUGAUCCGCACCGUCUGUCCCAUGUGUUUGGAUCGCGUGGAGAAUUGUCGCAAUGCGGCCAUCGAUUGCUUGUGCCACUUGUCGUCACUAUCGGACAAACUAUGCGAUCUGAUGGUCACCGCCGAUGUCAUGACACCGAUUGUCGCCGCGUUUAACCAGUACUUUGUGGCCGCUAAUUGGCUGACACCCGCCGGUAAACACCAGCCGUCGCCACUCGUGCCGCAAAUCUAUAUCAAUUUGUGUCGACUAUUGACUAACUUAUGCGGCACAUCAGAUAAGGCUCUAAAUGUGUUCAACACAUCAAAUGUCACUCAAAUACUGGUCAAUGGCCUGAAUGUCGGCGACACUAACAUCGAGGUUGCGAUCGCUUCCGCCCAAUGUCUGUCAGUUGUCGGCGAAGAGAAUCAAAUACCGGCUCUUUUAGUGCCCGAAAAUUUAGAUGUUAUCAAAAGUUUGUUAAUAAAAUUGCCCGAAAACUCGUCGCAAAUGCAUUUGUCUCUCUUAACGGCGUUUAUCGGCCACAAUAUGGGCAUCGGUUCCGAUAGCAAAGCUCUUGAGUUCACAUUCGCUCUCAUAGACAACGCGUUGAGCGCUCAAUGUUUGCCACAAAUCGUGGAUUUUGCUCAAAACAUACAACAGGGACUGGUGGCCAAAAUUGGUGAACAUUUGUGUCCACUCGACAGCCAAUUGAAAGACAAGCUAUUACUGCACGGCUUUGGCGCUGAGAUAGUGAACUGUAUCGAAAGCAUACAACUGUGUUCACUAACGUGUGUACACAAUCUGGUCGCCUGUAUAUCACCGCAAACGCUAUCCAUCGGAGACCAGCUCUGGAAAAACAUAUAUCAUAUGGUAUUUGACGGGUCGACCGGCGGUCAGCCACUGGUCGAAGAGGCGACCAAUACUAUACGCGCGCUAAUUGCCAGACACCCGACCCUUACACUCACUGGCGACGAAUUGGACAGACUGUGCGCCCACUGCCAGACCGUAGCCGCGGCGGCGCCCGGCGUCGGGUCCAUAACCGUCAAGAUUAACGUCAUAAAUGUGCUGUCAGUUUGCGGCCAACGAUCGCCGGACCCGGCGUUUGUUGAACGCGUGGCCGCACUGUUGCUGACGGGCGUAGAGUCGGAGCGCGACCUGACUGUUAGGGCGGAACUGUUUGACGCACUCAUCGACGUCUUCAGCGAAGACCAGAAGACGGACUCAAUUGCCGUUAAAUUGGAGUUAAUUAAACGCAUGAAAGCGGCGGCCGUUUUGUUCAGGAAAGAGGCAAACAAAGCGCCGGAAUGCAAGUCCUCUGCCAUCAUAUCGACAGUGAAAUUAAAUUUAAUGCCAUUUAUUAAAUAUAAACACAAAAUGUUAAAUAAAAAAUAGAUUUACGAUUGAAUUUACAGUUAAUGCUUAUGUGGGAAGUGAGUGGGGAGAGUGAGUGAGAAAGAGAGAGAGAGAGAGAGAG